This is a messenger RNA of Fraxinus pennsylvanica, 330 nucleotides long. Lineage: Eukaryota; Viridiplantae; Streptophyta; Magnoliopsida; Lamiales; Oleaceae. The record is from the annotation of a GenBank genome assembly.
AUGUCAGGUGUUUGGGUAUUCGGGAAUAAUGGUGUGAUAAGGCUGAAUCCAGCGGCCGAGCAGCAGGGUGAUGGAAGGCAUUCGAAAAAGAAGAUGUUAGUGCACUUGCCAACAGACCAAGUGGUGUCAUCGUACAAUUGUCUAGAGCAGAUUCUGAGGGAUUUAGGUUGGGAAAGGUAUUAUGGGGGUGAUCCAGACCUGUUCCAAUUCCACAAGCACUCUUCCAAUGAUCUUAUUUCUUUACCUAGGGACUUUUCCAAGUUCAAUUCCAUUUACAUGUAUGAUAUUGUAGUCAAGAAUCCCAAUGUCUUCCAUGUUCGUGACAUGUAA